This is a messenger RNA of Eleginops maclovinus (Patagonian blennie), 3129 nucleotides long. Its product is annotated as peptidase inhibitor 16-like. NCBI's taxonomy places the organism in Eukaryota, Metazoa, Chordata, Actinopteri, Perciformes, Eleginopidae. The record is from RefSeq and is a predicted model, not a curated record. Gene Ontology annotation, cellular component: extracellular region. The coding region runs from base 300 to 1565 and encodes 421 amino acids. The transcript is spliced from 6 exons.
AGAGCUGAGAGUGAGAGGCACUGGGAAGGGAACACACACUUUUACUGACUCUUGAACACACACAAACACAAACACACACUCACAGAAACAAAAACAAUUGAUCUAUUGUACACACACACACACACACACACACACACACACACACACACACACACACACACACACACACACACACACACACACACACACACACACACACACACACACACACACAAAAACACAGUUGUCUCACAGACGCAUUUUGCUGGACCCUGGACUGACCUCUUACGGAUACAUCCCUCAGGACUCUGCUUCCCAUCAUGCACCAGCGGAGCCCCUCCGAGCUCCAGGGGGUCUCAACCCAGCAGGGGGUCUCCACCCAGCAGGGGGUCUCUACCCGAAGGACUACCCAGGACGGAGGCUCAUGGAGCUCCAAGCCGAGGAGGGGGUCUGGGUGCCGGUGUCUUUGCCCGCCGAGGACCGCUCCUCUCUGGGCUUGGCUCCUGCUCGGGGCCCUGGUGGUUCCUGGAGCCUGGAGCUUUCUGAACGAGGAGCAGGAGGAGCUGCUGGUGGAGCUUCACAACCACUACAGGGGACAGGUCUCUCCCAGUGCCUCCGCCAUGAUGCCUCUGAAAUGGGACGCGAACCUGAAGGUGAUCGCGGAGGGUUACGCUGCUAAAUGCAUCUGGAACCACAACCCAGACCUGGAGGACACCGGAGAAAAUCUGUUCGCCGGCACCGGGGCGCUGGACCUCCGAGAAGCUCUGGAGAAAUGGUUUCUGGAAUAUCUGGAGUAUGACUUCCAAAACAACAGCUGUACUGAAGACAAGCUGUGUGGACACUACACACAGAUGGUCUGGGCAGACACACACAGGGUCGGCUGUGCUUUCCACUUCUGUAACAACAUGGAGGGUCUGAACUGGGAGAGAGCCUCAUUCCUCGUCUGCAACUACUACCCACCAGGGAACUAUGAGGACGAAAGGCCGUAUGUUGAGGGUGAAUGGUGCUCCAGCUGUCCUGGAAACUUCCAGAAAUGUGAAAACAACCUCUGUGUUGCUGACACCGACGAAGAAGAGGAUGGGGAUGAUGAUGACGAUGAAGGGGGGACAGUUUUUCCUCCCGAGGCUACAUCUGAACCCUUCCUCCAGCCUGAAGACGGGGACGAGGGGGACGUGGCUCCUGCUACUCUAGCAACACCCUAUGACCACCCUGGAGAUGAGGAAGACGAGGAAGAGGAGGAGGAUGCUGCUUCUCCGGCAACAGCUGCCCCUUAUGAGCAGCCUGACACCACCACCAGUACUCCCAGUAUUACCACUACUUCUUAUUGGGACUCUGAGGACAACCCACCAAAUACCCCUGCCCCGGGCACAACCCCUGCAGAAACCCCCUCAACAACACCAGAAGACGAGGAGAUUGAAGAACACAUGGAGGAAGAGGAAAUGGGAAAAAGGGAGGAAAAAGCGGAGAGGGACGUAACGCAAGAAAGUUACAAAAAGAGGAAAGAUUUGAUUUCUGGUUCUGAUUCACUGUCCUCACCUCCACUCCUGUUAGCAUUUCUGAUUGGGAUCCUGACUCUGAAGCUGUGAGGAGGAGGAGGAGGAGGAGGAGGAGGAGGAGGAGGAGGAGGAGGAGGAUACAUCACCUCCCCAUGCCUGUGUUGACUGCACAUUACCUUGUUAACCCGCCCUGUGGUAACAAACACUUUCCCACCCCUCCCCCCCAGCUGAGUAAUAUGGGUUGAUUAAUAACAGCUGCCACAAAACCUGCAGGUAGUCUGACCUGAGAUCUGGGUCGAAUAACGAGAGCAUAACCUGCUUCAACCUGCUUGGAAAAGAAAACAUAUUAAAUACAAAUGAGUGAGAAUAACUAAAUAUGGUGUGAUCAUUUAGAGGAAACUUUAUUUUAGUUUGGAGGUUUUUUUUAGACUGUAUGAAAGAAAAACGGAGGUUUGUGAUUAAUGUUUAUCUUCUCCUAUCUCACGAAAUACUUCUGUUUUGACAGUGGGUCAGUAUACACUCAUUUUACGCGUAGUGAUUUAAAAAAAAUAAACUUCCAACAUAGUUUCAAGUCAUUUUUAGGAUUAUAUACACCACAGUUCUACUUUGAGGUUACAAUAAGUAUUAAUAGAAUCUGAGAUUUAGGCCAUAAAUCUGAGAAUGAAGUCAGAAUUCCAAGUUUUAAGUCAGAGUUUAAACAGAAAGUCAGAAUUUUGACAAAAAAGUCAGAAUUCAGGAAAAAAGUCAACAUUAAAGUUUUUUCUGAAAAUCCCCCCAAAAAGUCUGAAUUUCGAAACACAAGUCAUACUAAAAAUAAAAAUAGAAUUCUGAGAAAAAAGUCAAAAUUUUAAAACAAAAGUCAGAAUUCUGGAAAAAUGUGAUUUCCCCAAGAUUGAAGUCAGAAUUCGCUUUUGGUCAUAACUCAGGAAAAUGUACAUGUGGCCAUAAGCCUGCAUUAGUAGACUUGAUGCAGAGUCCUGCAAUGAGGCUAUCUGUUGCCAUUCGUUUCCAGUGUUUAUGCUAAGCUAGGCUCAUCAUAUCCCACAACCUAAAUUAGGUCAGUCACCACGGAAUAGAUUUUCUCAUUUACUACAAAUUGGUACUUUUCAAUUGACGGUCUGAAAACCAUCAUUGCUCAUCGUGAAGUGUUUGGUUGCACAAAAUAACGACUAAACACUCAAACGGUCUGAUGCUGCACAAAGCUUUUCAACCACAUAUAUACAGAGCUGUAGAGUCUCUGUAAUAAAAAACAAAAGAGGGUUUAAGUGCUCUUAAGAGAGGUCACUCAGUGAAUAGAAGUAGACCCUCAGAUCUCCUCCUCAUGUUUGAAUACACAGCAUCAUCUCAUGUGGAAAAACCACUGUAAAAAUAAAGUUAAAGCAAUAUUCUGUAAAUGUGUUUAGGGUUUAGUGAAUGCAGGAGAAAUGACGGUUGUGUUUUCACUUUGACGACCCUGCUUCUUCUUCUUCUCUUUACAGUACAUGUAUCUACUGUGCAUCAUUUACUGGAAACUACAACUGGACAGAGUCAUUUAAUAUUUUACAUCUCUGUUACACUGUCUUUCAAACAGGAAGUUACCAUAACUAUCUUUAAUCAUGUUAGUAAGAAAUGCUGUAAAUGUCUGUAUAUAGGAUUAAUAAAGAAUUACACCUUA